AAGUCGAACUGUCACGACGCUGCAACAACGAUCGCACGCGCGCAUUCGCCUGUGAAGCCAUUCAUGGGACCCCGCGAGUUUCGUUGAUGAUUGCAAUGACGUAGUUGGUCUCGGGUACGUUGUGAUACGCAGUGGAUAUUACGAGCGCGUGCGACCGAUACCGAGUGCGAGCGACUGCGUGCGCGGUGAAAGCUCUCUCGGCGAAUUCCUCCUCGCGAUCGAUGAUGAUGCGUGUUCGCGUUUUGGUGACCAUGGGAUCGAGCGUCUAACAUCGUUGGCCAUCGACGGGAAGAUUCAUCGCGGGUGGAUAUCUCGAGACGUCACCAGUCGCGGACCCGCCAGGCGUGCAUCCGCGCCGACAUCGCUCCUCGCCGGAUAGCAACUAUUCUCUUCCUGCUUACUUGAGAGAUCUCGAUCUACCGUUCAGACUUGGGUCGCUGCAGCAAUUUGCUCCGAAUCGGUGGAAUCGCGAUUAUGCGUGCACGGACAACGUUACCGAGUCCUCGGUGAUCAACCGUUAUCUGAACGAUCGCUCAUUUGCCGAUAAGCUGUAAUUGGGAUUUCGAGAGGACAAUCGCGCGACCAUGGCGCUGGCCAAGCUCAGGAAUUUCAUCGACAACAAUCUAAAGACGGUGUCCACAACACCGUUGGAUCGCACGGUAAAUUUGGAGCCGGAGAUCGGUAUUAGGAUCGUACACUCGCCGAACGAUAAAGCGCUCCACGUCACUGUUCUCGGUGCCAGACACUUGCCGCAGAACUUUGGCUUCACCAGAGUCAACAGCUACGUCGUAAAGGUAAAGCUGAUACCUGGCAAGGAAAAGUUCGAGACUACUACGAAAAAUGAAUCCUGGCCACAAUGGAACGAGGGAUUUACUUUUCUCUUGCGCAAAGAAAUCAAGCAAAAAUUUGGCAAAUCGAAGGUCGUCGAAGAGGAAAUCAACGGAUCCAGAUUCGUCGUCGCGACUCUCUUCGCGGUUCUCGAAGACAAACCGCUGAUAGCGACUGAAAAAAAAGAUUCGGAUAAGGAAAAAACAUCGCCUACUAAGGGAGAAUCGGCGAAGAAGGGUGGAAAGAAGAAGGAGGGUCAGGGUGGUUCUACCGAAAAUCAGGAAUCCACCAAGAACAAGCUUCUCAGCCAAUUUUUUUGCAAAGGUCCCGAUAAGCUCGCGGAAUCUACGGUUUCGGAGAGAAAAGCUUAUGACAAGAGACGAACCAUUGGCGCGACAACGAUUCCGCUCGAUCCGAAAAAUUUUGUUUGCAAGCCACCGAAAUCGAAACAUACCAGUGAUGUAUCUACGGGAGAUUUAUGGAAACCGUUGCGACCAAUCGCAAGUGGUAUCAUAGGUGCCGAGGAAAGAAAGGAGAACAAAAAGGGACAAGUCGAAUUAUCAUUAUGUCUAUCGAAAGGUGAGAAAGACGAAGAUAGCGGCGGACAGCUGAUACUGUCUCUACACCGUCUGAGAUGUUCGCUUCAGACGAUGCACGAGCACGAGGGUCUGAAAGGACAAAUGUAUUUGAAAAUGUCGGUUGUCGAUAAUGGACGAGUAACACACUUUUGGAAGAGCGAUCGAUUUGCGCCGACGGUAUCCACGAAAUUUUCGCCGGACGCGGCGAGAGUCGUCGCCGACAAUCCGUACAAAGGAGCGCUCAAUGACGUGAGCUUUGUUAUAAAGUUCGUCUCGAAGAAUAAAAUGGGCAAGAAAACUCCCGUAGGCCACUUUGUAAUCGGCCCUGACGUUGGAGGAGCUUACGGCGAACAAUGGAAGCAAGCUCUAGCGAAACCAGGGCAAGAGAUAACGAAAUGGCAAGCGUUUGAAUAAAAAUGUGGCGUACGAGUAGUAACCUAUUCAACACGACGAAGAUCACUGCACUACGUACUUUCCUUUUAGAUAUCUAGAGACAUCGCAGGGAAAAUGAGAGCGCUAUAUACGUGCGUCAUAAAUAUUUGAGAUAUUGAUCGAUAAAGCUAUUCCAAAGAAUACCAUAGAAUACGUACGUGUACGAAUUCGAAGAUUAUUAUAAACGUGUGCAUCUCUUAAUACGUACAUUUAUAUUUCAGAAUCUGUUGCUGAUUUUACACAAGAAAAAAUCGUUUAUAAAAAAAUAAUUUUAGGUUUUUAUCUUUAUAUAAAUUGCACAGAUUCUUCAUAUAUAAACUCUUUGUCAAUUUUGACCGUCCGUAAAAGAAAGAACUGAAUAUACUUUUGCCCCAAAUUCGAUCAAUGUAACCGUCCGUAAAGUAAGUAAGAAUUACCGUCUAAUACAUAUAUGUAUAGUUAAAAAAAAAAAAAAAUAA
Messenger RNA from Formica exsecta, 2296 nucleotides. RefSeq lists its product as uncharacterized. The coding region runs from base 585 to 1820 and encodes 411 amino acids. The transcript is spliced from 5 exons. The record is from RefSeq and is a predicted model, not a curated record. NCBI's taxonomy places the organism in Eukaryota, Metazoa, Arthropoda, Insecta, Hymenoptera, Formicidae.